Pogonomyrmex barbatus (red harvester ant) is the source of this 1495-nucleotide messenger RNA. RefSeq names its product zinc carboxypeptidase-like. The record is from RefSeq and is a predicted model, not a curated record. NCBI's taxonomy places the organism in Eukaryota, Metazoa, Arthropoda, Insecta, Hymenoptera, Formicidae. Gene Ontology annotation, molecular function: zinc ion binding; metallocarboxypeptidase activity. Gene Ontology annotation, biological process: proteolysis.
AUUAGUGUAAUAAUGCAACUUUGGUGCCGUGUGCAACUGCCUAUUUAAAUCAACGAAUAUCACAGAAUCCGUAAUUGCAGGUGCUUCUGUUUUACAGAAGGGCGAUCAUCAUGUGGAAGAUAAUAAUAUUGUGCUCAGUCUUGGGCCUAGUGGCCGCCGAACAGGCUACUUUUGAAAACUUUAAAGUCUUCCGAGUUGCCACAACUACAAAAGAGCAAGUUGAUUCACUCAAUCAAUUGACAUACGAUUCAUCAGAUGGAUUCAACUUUUGGAAGCUACCGAGUCUGAACAAACAGGCGGAAAUUAUGGUGGCUCCGCACAAACUGCCCGAAUUCUACGAAAUAAUGACGAAACUCCAAAUACCACAUGAACUUUACAUCAAGAAUGUUCAGGAAUUGAUCGAUCAAGAAGAACCAGCAACUGCAGCGAUAGGGUUCAAUUUUAGAGCCUACCAUCCUCUCGAGAGUAUUUAUAAAAAUUUGGACGACCUGGCCAGCCAAUAUCCCGACAAAGUAAAAGUUGUUGUAGGAGGCAAAUCAUACGAAGGCCGUCCGAUCAAAGGUGUCAAGGUUUCAUUUAAAGCCAAUAACCCCGGAAUCUUUCUCGAGGGUGGCAUCCACGCCAGAGAAUGGAUCUCGCCGGCGACUGUCAUGUAUAUUCUGCAUCAAUUGCUGACUAGCAACGAUCCGGAGGUCAGAGAUUUGGCUGAGAGUCAUGAUUGGUACAUCUUCCCCUCGUUUAAUCCUGAUGGAUACGUAUACACCCAUACCAGAAAUCGUAUGUGGAGAAAAACACGUAAGCCAUACGGAAUCUUCUGUUACGGCAGUGACCCCAACAGAAACUGGGAUUACCAGUGGAAUGUUGUUGGCGCCAGUGAUUCCCCAUGCUCUGAGACCUUUGCUGGAAGUGCAGCGUUUUCCGAAAUUGAGACAAAGAGCAUGUCUGAAUAUAUUAGGUCUAUUUCCAAAAAUAUCUAUGCGUAUAUUGCGUUCCAUAGCUACUCGCAACUAUUGAUGACACCAUACGGUCAUACAGAAGAACAUCUUGAUAACUAUAAUGAUUUGAAAGCUAUAGGCUUGAAAUCAGCUGCAGCUCUUGCGAAGAGAUAUGGAACUAAAUACCAAGUUGGAAAUAUUGCUGAGAUAAUCUAUCCAGCUUCUGGAGGUUCUAUGGAUUGGGUUAAAGGUACUUUUGGUAUACCUAUCGCCUAUACUUAUGAAUUGCGCGAUCAGGGUCGUUACGGUUUUGUAUUGCCGCCUUCGCAAAUUAUCCCGACUGGACAAGAAACUUUGGACUCUCUUGUAGCCAUGUUUAAAGGAGCAAAAGAACUUGGAUACCCCAAAUAAUUAAAGUUAACUCCUUGUAAAUAAUAUUAUUGAAUAAUAUUAUUGUUUGACAAUUUGUUAAUUUUUCUUACAACACUGUGUAAUCUAUAAUAUAAUAAUAAAUCUUGCCAUUUUUGUUUUCAAUUGCAUACAAUGAAUUGAAACUUAAA